CACACACAAGCGGACCACACAAACACACACGCACACACAAAGUUUCCACUGUUUUUCAGCCUCCAGAACUUCUGACCAACUGCUGCCUCUGAUGAGUGAGGACAGCAUUCAGGCCAGCAAGAACAUGGUGACCACGGAUACCCACCAAAACCAGGAUCUUCUGGUCCCUUCCCAUGUCCAAGAGCCAGAGGACCAGCUCAAAGAACAGGAGAAACAAGAAAACCAGGAGAAUUCUAUAGCAGGCCUGAUUGGAUUGGACCUAGAGAAAAUGGGCCAGGGCCCCGUCAACGCCAUCACGGUCCUCACUUUGCUGGAUAAACUGGUCAACAUGCUGGACGCCGUGCAGGAAAACCAGCACAAGAUGGAGGGCCAUCAGGUGGAGAUGGAGGGCGUAGUCCGGGGGAUCCAGGCCGACAUGAUCAAACUCUCCAAGAGUCACAGUCACACCUCCAACACCGUCAGCAAACUGCUGGAUAAGAGUCGCAAGCUUUCUGUCACCAUGAAGGAGGUUCGAGAAAGGAUGGAGCAUCAGGGCACGCAGGUUAGAAAGCUGGAGGCCAACCACGCCCAUCUGAUCAACAGAAACAACUUUAAAGUUCUCAUCUUUCAGGAGGAGAACGAGAUCCCCUCCAGUGUCUUUGUGAAGGAUCCUCCGCCGUUCCCUCGUGAUGAAAUUCUGGAAGAAGGGGACGAAUCUGGUGUUGUCGAAGGCAAUCAGCCCUCAGAGGGGGGGCUCCAAACCAUCGAUCUGUCAUCUGAUGAGGAUGUGGGUCUGGAAGCGGAUCUGGACGAGGAGAUGUGGCCUCAAGACCUUGAGAACAUGGAAAAGUCCAGAGCUGAGAAAUUAAAACGCUCCAGUUUGAAGAAGGUUGACAGCCUGAAGAAGGCAUUUUCACGACAGAACAUAGAGAAAAAGAUGACCAAGAUCGGAACAAAAAUUGUUUCUGCCGAACAACGAGAGAAAAUCAAACAAAAAACAGCCAGCCUGAAGGUUUCCCCUGUGACCUUUGGCAUCAAGAAGCCUCGCAGCAACUCUGCCUCACAGCCUCCCGAGGAACAACCUGGCCUGAUUGAAGAGAGCCCUGUCAUGGUGGACGACAUUCAGAUCUCCCCUCUGGGCAGUAAGGAGCACGAGCAGGAGGUCACCUUCUCGGAGAUUCACAAUGAGCUGGCACCGCCGGAGCAGGAGGAGAAGGAGCAAUCCUGUGCGGAGGUCAGUGGAAUAUCUGAAGGGAUUUGUGAGGACUACGCUCUGUCCACCACUCUUCCUCAGGACCAGGAAAACAAGGAGGAGCCUUCAAUGUCACUUCAGGAAUAAGAUAUUGACCACAUCUAAAGCUUGAUUUGAAUAUUAACACCAACACACUAUCUGCUUGAGUUGGCUAGCAGAGGAGAAUCUAGCACACAAACACUGGAGGGGACCUUGUUACAAAUUAUUCAUGUGCCUGUGACUAAAGUAUGUUCUCCCAGAAAUAGAAAGAUUUAGGUUUUUGGACCCCAACACAUUUUACUAGACUUAAUAUGAGCACAUUCCAUAUUUAUCUAUCAAGAAGUUAUUCAUCAACAAAUGUAACGGUGUGUGUUUAUUUCAGCCUCACUGUAUGCUAACUUUUUCAACGGCUUACGUAGCCGCAGGCUCAUUAUGAUCAACCAGUUUGAAAAUACAUAAAAUGAACUGGUUCUGAUGGCUUUGACUAAUGCAGUAAGCAUAACAAUUUUCUUUUAUGUUAAGAAACACCUGGAACCAAAGAAUAUGCCCUGUUAACACUACCUAAUAGACAUCGAUAAAUAAAAGUGGAUCACAUGA
Syngnathoides biaculeatus (alligator pipefish) is the source of this 1807-nucleotide messenger RNA. It is a transcript of the gene cavin2b, whose product is annotated as caveolae associated protein 2b. Bases 92 to 1318 code for a protein of 408 amino acids. Gene Ontology annotation, cellular component: caveola; cytoplasm. The transcript is spliced from 6 exons. Gene Ontology annotation, molecular function: protein kinase C binding. The record is from RefSeq and is a predicted model, not a curated record. Lineage: Eukaryota; Metazoa; Chordata; Actinopteri; Syngnathiformes; Syngnathidae.